This is a messenger RNA of Annulohypoxylon maeteangense, 1461 nucleotides long. Its product is annotated as adenosine deaminase/editase. The record is from RefSeq and is a predicted model, not a curated record. Gene Ontology annotation, biological process: tRNA wobble adenosine to inosine editing. The transcript has 3 exons. Gene Ontology annotation, molecular function: tRNA-specific adenosine-37 deaminase activity; RNA binding. Bases 40 to 1368 code for a protein of 442 amino acids. Lineage: Eukaryota; Fungi; Ascomycota; Sordariomycetes; Xylariales; Hypoxylaceae.
CUUCAAAUCGAUGCCUCGUAAGAGGUCAGCUGUGUCUCGAUGACCAUCUCACCAGAUGUUAUCGCAGAGUUAGUACAAAAGCACUACGAUGCUCUACCGGCGAAGAGGAAACCAACGAUUCGAGGUAAUGGACUACGAGAAUGGGUGCCUCUGGCUGGCAUAGUCGCUCAAGACAAAAAUGAUGAAUUAUGGUGUCUAUCUAUUGCGACGGGCAUGAAAUGCCUUCCCUCUUCAAAAGUCGCACAAGCACAAGGGAAUUUAUUACAUGACUGGCAUGCCGAAGUACUAGUUAUACGAGCCUUCAACCGCUUCGUGCUAGAUGAAUGCAAAAUCCUAGCUCAGGGGGGUUCUUCCAAGUUCUUGCGACGGCGGACCAUAGGCGAGAUAAAAAACUCCCAAAUAGGUAAAAUAGAAAAAGACAUAUCAUGGCACGGCCAAUCAUUUACAUGGAAAGAAGACAUCUUCCUACACAUGUACUGCUCCGAAGCCCCCUGCGGCGACGCAAGCAUGGAGUUAAUAAUGGCCUCGCAAGAAGACGCCACGCCAUGGGACCUACCACCCGAAUUCCUCCCCAACAACACUACGGCCUCGCCAACCCUCCCCGGCCGCGCCUACUUCUCCCACCUAGGAAUAACCCGCCGCAAGCCCGCACGUCCAGACGCCCCUCCCACGCUCUCCAAAUCCUGCUCCGACAAGCUCGCCCUCCACCAACUAACAUCCCUCCUUUCCUCCACUACCGCUCUCCUCGUCUCCCCUAACCACGUGUACAUACACACCUUAAUCCUACCCCUAUCCCGGUACAGCGCCGUAGCCUGCCACCGCGCCUUCUCCGUGUCCCCGGGAGGCCGGAUGAGCUGUCUAGCGCACCUAACCAGUAAUACAAAAGGGGGCUACGCAUUCCACCCCUUCGCCGUCGCAACCACGACAUCCGAAUUCGCGUUCUCCCAGAAACAGGCGAAAGAAGAAGCAGGAGCGGCGGGUAUAGCCCCGAGUAACUUAGCCCUAGCUUGGACGCUGUCGGGUCUUGAAGAGGCUACGUUGGGAGGUGUUUUGCAAGGGAGGAAGCAGUCGGCCGCUGAUGCGCGGGGAGCUAGCUUUGCUUCGAGAAGGAAGCUGUGGGGGCUUGCUGUUGAGAUUGUUGGGUUACUUUCAACUUCACCAUUGCCUCCGCUCUUACAGGAUAUAAGACCAGAAGAGGGAGAAGGAGAGAUAGAAGUUGAAAUUGGAAAAGCGCUCGGCGCCAAGACGUAUGGUGAGAUGAAAGGGUCAUCAUUACUAGAAGCUAGGAGGAGAGUAAAAGAAGAAGCAAGAGUGGAGGCUCUGAAAGGAUGGGUGCGGAAUCUAGGGGAUGAAUAUUUCCACUUAUAAGCACCACCACGUAACCGUCAGUUAAACCACCCUCCUUAAUAAACACAUACAAAUCACAAAAGAAGCCACACAUUUAUGAAAUAAUUUUUUCUU